This is a messenger RNA of Drosophila rhopaloa, 2637 nucleotides long. RefSeq names its product dynein intermediate chain 3, ciliary. NCBI's taxonomy places the organism in Eukaryota, Metazoa, Arthropoda, Insecta, Diptera, Drosophilidae. The transcript is spliced from 2 exons. Gene Ontology annotation, molecular function: dynein light chain binding; dynein heavy chain binding. Gene Ontology annotation, biological process: cilium movement; outer dynein arm assembly. Gene Ontology annotation, cellular component: outer dynein arm. The record is from RefSeq and is a predicted model, not a curated record. Bases 585 to 2540 code for a protein of 651 amino acids.
UAACAACAAUUUUGUAAUUUAAAUUUAAAAGGACAUCAUAAAAAUGACAGGAAAUCGACGCAAAAUCUCAAAUCCAGAUAUAAUCGCAUAUUUUUUGAGAAUUAACCCACAAGCAUUUAUAAGUAUUCCACUUUGAAAUCGAGUUUCUGUAAGAAAAGAUAGUGAUGCAAGCUUGAAAUUCUUUGAAAAAUUAAAAAAAAUGGAUGGCCUAAGAAAAACAUGAUUUUGGUUUUUUUUCUGUAAGGCCAUUCAAAAAUAAGAAAUAAAAAAAAACAAAAAGCACCUCCAUCCAAUUUUAUUUCCUAAAGUUAUGGUUGUUCGCAGGCGGAUUUUCAUAUUUAAUCAAACAUACUUAAUACACAUAGAAAAACACAUUGACACACAAAUUGAUUUAGCAAAACUUAAAAAUAAACAAAGAAAUAUAGAAGACACAGGAGGAAGAACAGGAGCACACCAAAUCCCUUGGUUUUUUUGAGUUUCUUGAAGCCGCCUGAUCCCUUGGAUCUGGCCAAUCCCAUGAAGCUGUGACCCUUGUAGGAGCCUAAUCCACCACUGCUCCAUUGAGCUUUCCUCCGAGUCCCGUCAUGUACCAGAACCAGUUCAUCUAUUCCCGCGAAAGGCGUCGCUUUGGACGGCAGUGCCGGUUCCAGGAUCGGAAUGAGCUGAUGGUCAGCGUGCAUCCCAGUGGUCGCCAGCGGCUGAAGUACAUCAUGCGCAACCCCUCGGUGCAGGGCACCCAGCUGAGUCGCCAGAUGGCCUUGACCAUCAUGGAGACGGAGAACGUGACCCUCGACCAUCACGGGAUGUACCACUACGAGGGCGGGUGGCCCAAGGAGGUGAACUCCCUGGACGAGGAGCAGACGCUGCGCCACCGCAAGAAGGUGGAGCGGGAGGAUAGCUGGGGUGAGCAGGUCCUGGGGAUAAUCCGCAGCACGAUGACUGUGGCGGAGCAGAACAACACUGUCAAUAUCUAUCAGAAUUUCUUUGCGGAUCUUCCGUUGGAACUGGGGCACGACCUCCGGAUGAGGUUCCGGGCGAGGGUGCUCAACGUGUUCCACGACCUGUGGCUCCCGUCCCGCCGGUUGAAGUCCAUCGAGUGGAUGCCCAACAACGACCGCCAGUUCAUGACCCAGUACAACAAUCAGUUCGACAAGGGGGAGCGACUACGUCUGCUGGGGGAUGAGCCAUUCGGCGAGGCGAACUCCUCCUUUGUGUGGGACGUAAAGAACCCUCUCAGGCCGAAGAUAUCCUACGACUGCAACGAGGCCGUGUCGCUGGCCAAGAUCUGUCCCAAGGACGAGAACAACAUGGUGGGCGGCACUGGGCUGGGGCAGGUCUGUCUGUGGAACACCUUCAAGGGCGGUCUGCCGGUGCGGACUUGUCCUCUGGAGGUGUCCCACAGGGAGACCACCUCGGCCCUCUGCUGGGUCCACUCCAAGUCCAACACGGAGUUCUAUUCGGGCUCGCUGGAUGGCUCCAUCAAGUACUGGGACACGCGGGACCUCAAGAUGCCCAUGCAGGAGCUGCUCCUCGAGCCGGAACCGCAGGAGCGCCAGUCCAGGAUGGAUUCGCAUGGGGUGACGGUGCUGGAGUUUGAGUACACCAUCCCGGUUCGCUUCAUCAUCUGCAGCGAUAUGGGUCACGUGUUUGUGGGCAAUCGCAAGGGGAUGACGCCCACGGAAACCCUACUGGCCCACUAUCCACUGUUCGCCGGACCCGUGCGCAGUAUCAACCGGAAUCCGUUCUUCGUCAAGAACUUCCUGGUUACGGGGGAUUGGCGGGCCAGGAUCUGGUCGGAAGAGGUCAAGGACGGACCCUCCACCAUGUACUUCCGGAAGCGCACCCAGAUCGUUUGCGGCGCCUGGAGCACGGGUCGCUGCUCCCUGUUUGUCACUGGGGACAUGAAUGGCGUCGUCGACUUCUGGGACCUGCUGCUCCACCAGCGACUGCCCAUUUUCUCCAUCGACUUCAAGGUUAUGAUAGCGGAUGUGGUGUUCCGGCCGGACGGUGAUCUCCUGGCCAUUGCCCUGCAGAAUGGCGAUAGUCACAUCCUGACCCUGGAUGAGUCCAUGCGACAGGCCACCGGCAAGGAGAAGGCACUAAUAGCAGCUAUGUUCGAGCGCGAGAUCGUGCGGAGUAAACUCCUGGAGGCUCGAUAUGAUGAAGUCAGGCUGAAGCGGAAGACCCUUUUGCAGGCGGAGGAGGAUCGCGUGCGGCAGGAGCAGGAACUGGGCCCCGUCCUGGAGCUUGAUCCCGACAAUCCCGACCAGUUCGUGUUGAUGAUCGAGGGCGACGACCAGUUCCGGACGGCCAUCAGUGAGUUCCAGGACAUGAUACUCAGCGUGGAGAGGAAGCGCUCUAAGAGGCAGGUGAUCAUGGAGCGCACGGUCUUCGAGGAGUGGAGUCCGUACGAUGAGCUACCCCAGGGAGAACCUAUUAUAUAUACACAGCCCGAUCCAAGGCCUCCGAUUUCAGUUAACUACGAGAAUAGGACCUCUGCUGAUCAAAGGAAUUCGCAAGGAUCGGCCAGACAACAGUGAACAUUUGUUUGGGGGUCUGAUAAAAAUGGGUUGAUUGAAAAGAUAUAACUGAAAUUUAACUGAAUUUAAUGUUGGAAUAUACGUAUAAUAUGACAAA